Molecule: messenger RNA, 1107 nt
Organism: Aspergillus niger
Lineage: Eukaryota; Fungi; Ascomycota; Eurotiomycetes; Eurotiales; Aspergillaceae
Biological process (GO): amino acid metabolic process; biosynthetic process
Molecular function (GO): pyridoxal phosphate binding; transaminase activity
Source: RefSeq, a predicted model, not a curated record
AUGUAUGGGGCCCGGCGGGAGAAGACCAUGGCGAACCCAUGGUCCCUAAAUAACUCGGAUGGAAUCACUGGACCCAGAGGAUCACGUCGUCUUCGACGUGCAGCAGCAGCAUUCAUGACUGAGGAGUUCCAGGCCCGGGAGCCCGUUACAGAAGACAAUAUUUUCGUCACACCUGGCUUGGCCAGUGCGAUGGAUGCGCGAAAGUAUUUACAUUCCUCAACCGCUGUACAACGGUUCAAUUUCGACACUCUCAAUCGAAGCAAUGCGCCUGUGAUUGGGGUGCCGUACGAGGGCAUAGAAGGGUACUCUAACCUCGAGGACCUGUUUCACCCUGAGGUGAAUGAAAUAGCUCUAGAGUCUGCGUUGCGCAAAGCAGAAGACGAUGGUAUCACCGUUCGUGCCCUUUUGGUUUCCAAACAUCAACUACACUUCAUCUCCGAUGAAAUCUAUGCGAAAUCAGUAUUUCUGAAUACGGAAAUCGCGACCCCGAUCUCAAUCCUCUCUGCCCUGGCACUUGAUCUUCGCGACAUUAUUGGCCCCAUUCUUCUACAUGUUCUGUAUGGUGCAAGCAAGGACUAUUGUGUCAAUGGUUUACGGCUUGGAUUAUCCUCCACGAAGAAUGAGGCAUGUCUCAUGGUCGCCAUGCUCGAGUACAAGGCAUGGAUGGACAACUUUAUGUGCAAGAAAACCAGUCUCAUGGUCGAGAACUACCGUAUUGCCACAUCCUUCUUCCGUGAACAUGGCAUUCGUUUUUGCGAGUGUAAGGUUUUUUGCCAACAUGUUGAAGGCCUGAUUGUGCACAUAUGUCGCAAGGAAUGCCGGCUUGUUCAUCUGGAUAGACCUUCGCCAUCUACUGCUAGGCAAGCCUAUCGCACCGCAGUCAGACUACAGGCAGCUGAGGAUUACGUUGCCAGACUCGCUUAUAUGAAUGAGAAUUACCGACAUCUGUGCGGAGAAUGGGGUUAUGAUUGCGCCUGCGUGUACAUGCCAAAAGAGCUCGGGUGGUUCCGUAUCACGUUCACUGUCGGGAAGAAAGCCUUGGAAGAAGGAUUGAAGCGGCUGUUGAGACCCAUCAAGGAGGCUGAAAUGGGAACUUGUGGGAAUUGA